GCGCGCGGGGCGGUGAAAAGCGGCGGCGCGCGGGGCGCCCUCUCACUAGGGAGCGGAGCAGCGGCGAGAGCGGAGUGGAGCUGUACGGGGCUGCGCUGAGACAUGAGGCGGACAGCAGGGCCGCGGACGGCCGCUCGCCACCGCGGUUGACAGCGCUAGCGACAGCCAACGAGCGGACAAAGGAGGAGCAGCGGCGGUGAUAGUAGUAGCAGUAAUAGCAGCAGCAGCAGCAGUGGGGCUGAGGACGAGCGGCCGAGUGAGGGCAGCCCAGCCGCGGGCCUCUAGCAUCGAGCGAGCCGCCCGGCCCCCGCGCCCGGUGCCAUCGCCGGGUGGAGCGCGGGAGGCCGGAGCCAUGAGCCAGGCCGAGGUGUCGCCGGCGGCGGCGGCGCCGCAGCGCAUGUUCCAGGAGGCGGUGCGGCGCGGCAACACGCGGGAGCUGCAGUCGCUGCUGCAGAACAUGACCGACUGCCACUUCAACGUCAACUCGUUCGGGCCCGAGGGCCAGACGGCGCUGCACCAGUCGGUGAUCGCCGGCAACCUGGAGCUCGUCAAGCUGCUCGUCAAGUUCGGCGCCGACAUCCGCCUGGCCAACCGCGACGGCUGGAGCGCGCUGCACAUCGCGGCUUUCGGCGGCCACCAGGACAUCGUGCUCUACCUCAUCACCAAGGCCAAGUACGGGGCGGGCGGCGGCCGCUGAGGCCGGGACUGAGAGCGCGGGGCCCCGGGGCCGACUCACGCACACGGGCCCGGCCGCUGAGACUGCAGGACUGCCCGCUUGCGGGCUGGGCUGGGCCGAGCCGAGCUGGGCCGCCUGUCGGCUCCGGUUAUCUACCUCACUCACCGGGGGGCCGGGUUGGCAGCGGCCGGAGAAGCGCGGCGCCCCGCCUCGCCGCGGAGGGCAACGGGCCGGAGGUCGGGGCCCGCUUCGGCGGCCGCAACAGGGGCGACGAUGUAUCAAUAAACCAUGUAAAACAGGGUGAUGGUGUCGGCGUCUGGUGUUGGGAGCGGGGCCGCGAUUGGGGAAGAGGGAGAGGUAGGGUCCGGUGUGUGGGGGCUGGGGGAAAGCGAUCCCGCCGGGAGUGUGCGGUGGUCACUAGCGUCCACCUGAGAUCGUCUCUCCGCUAAAUUCCCACUCUACCCCCCGAGCACAACAAUUUAGUUUUUUUAACAAAAAAAAUAAAACAAUCGUUUGGUUCUCUGAUUUGCUUUAACCUACUUUUUUUCUUUCUGCUGCUAAGAUCACCACAAGUCCCACGGGGUUUGUGAGAACCCUCUAUACCUCUACUCUCAGACUUGACGAUUGUCUCACGUUAACGCUUCCGGUUACAGGCUGCCCAGCCGUGGGAAACUCCCACGUUUUCGCCAGCCUUUAUUUGCAUUCUCCAUUUAGAUACCGUGUAAGCUGCGCACAAUUAGAGAGCAGUCAAUAAUGACCCCCAUGUUUGAAGAAGAGCUCCAUUGCUGUGAAGACAGUGACCGUGUCCCUCUCACGCCUGGUGCUGCUAUUUAUGUGUCCCAUCGCUAUAUGUUAAUCUUCCCUCAGUUUGCCGCAUCUGUUUUUCUUUUGCCCAUUUGUUCUCCCUGCAGCGUCCCCACUCCGUGUAUCUCUCUGCCUGCUUGUGCUCUUAAUAGCCCCAUUUAUUGUUUAGUUACGAAAGCCUCAUUGCUCAUGUGUUUAUCUAAUAAUCUACACGGGUAGAUGCCUCCUGAAGUGGUAUGAUGACUGAGUGAUUUGGCACAGUAUCUUACUGUGACUAGAUACGCCUGCCUGUGUAUGUUACAUGCAAUGACCUGUAUCCCUCUCGGCUAACUACUGUGAUGCUGUGGCCAUGCACACUUUCUAUAUUGCUAGCUAGUUCGGUUGGUAACAGGCAAGUGGAUGUGGUUUCCAGUUUUGAACUGAUACUUGCACCAGACUUGUGCACGCAAGGCAGCUGCAUUAGAAUUUGUUGGGAUAUGAUAUUAAACCUGGCCUCCCCUGCCUGUAAUACCCUUUCUGCUAACAUACAAUGCAUGCCAUCACCCUUUGUGUGCUUCUAUAAGUGGUUGCUAUGCCACAAUUUAAAGCCUGUACUGCCCCCUCUGCUGUCUUUGCCAUUAUCCCACUGUCUGUGCUGCUGAGACUCCACUAAAACAAAAAGCUGUACUUGCUGCAAAUCUGUUCUGGUGAAGUGUCAUUGCCCCGAGCAUCUCUCGGGGGAUGCUGCCUGACCUGCUGAGUGUUUGUGUCCACAUUCGCUGCACAAAAGUGUGUGUAAUACCCACUCUACUGCCAGAUACUGCUGGUGCAAAACUGCCCAUGUUCCCUGCACCUGGCUCUUGCUCGGUGCUUACAGCCCCACCACCUCCACAUGUUCUGCCUGCAACUCCUCAGCUUGUGUUUACUGCAUGCAGACUCUAAUGUUAGUAACGCAAGUUCUGAAAGGUUGUGUCCAUCUGACAGCUGCACAGACUCUCAGAAUUUUGACAGUCUAACCUUGGACUUCCCGCUACUAAACUAGAGCUAUUGAUGUUUUUUUGGUUGUCCACAGACUGAUCUGUUGUGAUUGUUGUUGGAUUUGUGCACAUUUGCCAUUUAUUGCCAGCUGUAUAUUAAAAUAGCAUUAUAACUUUC
Messenger RNA from Amblyraja radiata (thorny skate), 2614 nucleotides. RefSeq names its product NOTCH regulated ankyrin repeat protein a (gene nrarpa). The record is from RefSeq and is a predicted model, not a curated record. The transcript has a single exon. Bases 353 to 697 code for a protein of 114 amino acids. Gene Ontology annotation, molecular function: enzyme inhibitor activity; phosphatase regulator activity; protein binding. Gene Ontology annotation, cellular component: cytoplasm. Lineage: Eukaryota; Metazoa; Chordata; Chondrichthyes; Rajiformes; Rajidae.